AUGGAUGAUAAGCCUGAAGUUGGUCCUGAAGCCGCUGGGGCCCGAAUCCAUAAGUCUUGCGAUGCUUGCAAGACUCGCAAGGUCCGCUGUCCUAUUGCCAAUCAUAAUCUCCCCACCAACUACAGCUUGAGUAAUCAACAGAUCCCCCAUGCCCCAGAUAGCAAAGCAUUUUCGGACCUACCUACCAUCGAAAAUGAGGGAAAAGCAGCCGUGCCAGAGCUCCCAGGCUCUUCGGCCCCGAAGUCGCCACCUCAUCGAAUUCAGGAGCUCCACGUCGACCGCGUACUGGCGAGAGCGAAAAGGCCAAGAAUGUCAAGUUCCGGGGACCGAGACGAAGCAAUGUUUGUACCGCUGAUAUCCGCAGGUGGUCGUAACAGCCUGACGUUCUUCUCCGAUGCCAGGCUUCUUUCUCUUUCAGCACGUCUGCGCAACAACAAGGUGAAUGAACUCGUGGGACGCAUCUCCACGAUCGUUGCCGGUCGGCUGGGGCGUGCUGAUCGCCCGACCAGUCCGCGGCGCAUUCAACAGCCCUAUUCCCUGGAUGAUGCAGCAAAAGCUUCAUCAUACAUAAGACUCUACUUCAAACAUGUACAUCCCAUGUUCCCUUUUCUCAACAAGACAGUAUUUGAAAGUACUGUUUCGGGACCCAACUUCUUCAGACUGCUUGAGCAAAGUAAACCAUGGUCAUGCCUCUAUCACACUGUACUCGCUCUCGGCUCUCAGUACGAAGGCAAGGGGACCUUUGAGCCAGGAAAAGGCGAAUCCUGGAACUUAUUUUCAGUUGCUCUGAGGUGUUUUUCAGACCUCCUACUUCUUCCAGAUUCACUCAUUACACUUCAAGCUCUGACAGCAAUGUCAGUGUACGGUUUGGGCUUAUGCGGCCUAGCUGUGGAGCCUAUCAUCAUGUCUGAGGCUACAAGAAGGGCGCAGAUGAUGUCAAAUAACAACAACUUUACGGGCAGCACGGCAUAUGCUUACCAAAAGUCAUUCUGGAUUCUUUAUACCAUUGAAAAGAUCACUAGUUUCUACAUGGGAAGAAGCUCGGGAUUCGUCGACAGUGACAUUUUGUGUCCAAUACCAACCGUUCCCGAAGCAUCUUUAAACGAAUUCAACUGGUUCUUACAUUUCAUACGUUUUGGAAGACUACUUUCCCGGGCCUAUACAUCCCUCUUUUCAGUAGGCGUAUCAGGCAACUCCAACUCAUACUAUCUCGACAUAAUCCACCAGUUAACUACUGAGUUAGAAGAGUGGCAAUCGUCUUUGCCAGAUAAUGGCUUCAGACCAAAGGGGUUUAUUCGUCCGCAGGCUAUUACAGGCCAUACAGAAAGGGCCAUAGGACUCAUUAUUCAUUAUCUAUACAACAGCUUUUUGUUGACUUUAUCAAGAACGACACUUUCAUAUCUGCCAAGUUCCGGAGAUAGCGUUAUUUUGACGCAGAGAGGCUCCAAUUUGAAAACUAUUUCGGCUGCGUCUCGAUCUAUUUUAGAACUAACAACAAUGAUAGAGGUAGAACCGUACACAGUCACCUGGAUCAUCGCUGGUAUUCCACUUACAGCGCUGUUUGUACUGUUCGACAUUGUCAUCCACGAUCCACGGCAGCCAGAAACAGGAUCCAACUUGGCGCUCCUCGAUAUGGUUGCUGGCCACUUUAGUAGGAUAGAGUAUGCCAGUAAUGGUACUCUCCCAGGGUCUCUUAUCUCAGAAUUCACAAAGAUUGCACGGGAUUACGUGAAUGAGGUCCAUUACUCUGGUAAAGGAUCAGCAAGCGUUGCACAUCCCGGGUCCACUCCACAAAUAUUAGCAUCGACUUUGCCGGCUCAUACAAUCGACGGCAAUAGCAAUAGAGAGAGAACCCGUGGUAGUAGUGUUGGCCUUUGCAACGCAACAUCCGAGCCCAGGUCUACGGUAGACUUGAUGCCAUCGAGCUUUGCCGACUUCUCUUUUGAUGCCGGCUCAGACCCCAUAUCACCAGGUACGCUCAUGGGCACUGAUGUUAUGGGCAUCUUCAGUUACUUUCUUCCCGACCUUGAUCCCAUGUUCUACCAACGCGUAUCGGAAGACUACUUCUCUCAAGGAGAGUAA
Molecule: messenger RNA, 2082 nt
Organism: Colletotrichum truncatum
Lineage: Eukaryota; Fungi; Ascomycota; Sordariomycetes; Glomerellales; Glomerellaceae
Source: RefSeq, a predicted model, not a curated record